CCUCCCGCUUCGCUUCGGCGCACCAAAAUCUCUCCAAACCCACAGGGAGGAGUGAGCGCCUUUUCCCUCCCUGCGGAGUCCCAGGGCCAGCGGCGCAAUGGACUUGGCGUAUGUCUGCGAGUGGGAGAAAAAGCCGAAAAGCAACCACUGCCCUUCCAUCCCCUUAGUGUGCGCGUGGUCCUGCCGGAACCUCAUCGCUUUCACCACAGACCUCAGAAAUGAGGAGGAAAAAGAUCUCACCCAUAUGGUCCAUAUCAUCGACACUGAGCAUCCGUGGGACGUCUAUUCCGUUAACUCUGGCCAUGCUGAAGUCAUCACUUGUUUGGAGUGGGAUCAGUCAGGCUCCAGGCUGCUCUCGGCAGACGCGGACGGCCACAUCAAGUGCUGGAGCAUGACCGAUCACUUGGCCAACAGCUGGGAGAACACCGUGGGCAGUAUGGUGGAAGGGGACCCGGUUGUGGCCCUGUCCUGGCUGCACAAUGGCGUGAAGCUGGCUCUGCACGUGGAGAAGUCUGGAGCGUCGAACUUUGGCGAGAAGUUUUCCAGGGUCAAGUUCUCUCCGUCGCUGACGCUGUUUGGUGGGAAGCCCAUGGAGGGCUGGAUUGCUGUGACCAUCAGCGGGCUGGUGACCGUCUCUCUCCUCAAGCCCAACGGGCAGGUGCUGACGUCCACAGAGAGCCUGUGCCGCCUCCGCUGUCGCGUUGCCCUGGCAGACGUCGCCUUCACUGGUGGGGGGAACAUUGUGGUGGCCACGUCGGAUGGCAGCAGCACCUCCCCUGUCCAGUUCUACAAAGUCUGCGUCAGCGUGGUGAAUGAGAAAUGCAAAAUAGACACCGAAAUCCUGCCUUCCCUCUUCAUGCGCUGCACCACGGACCCUGCCCGCAAAGACAAGUACCCAGCAAUCACUCACCUGAAAUUCCUUGCUCGGGACAUGUCAGAGCAGGUGUUGCUUUGUGCCUCCAACCAAAACAGCAGCAUCGUGGAGUGCUGGUCUCUGCGGAAAGAGGGCUUGCCAGUCAAUAAUAUCUUUCAGCAAAUCUCUCCUGUGGUUGGAGACAAGCAACCCAUGAUACUGAAAUGGCGGAUUCUUUCUGCCACCAAUGACUUGGAUCGGGUUUCGGCUGUGGCUCUGCCGAAGUUGCCAAUCUCCCUGACCAACACUGAUCUGAAGGUGGCGAAUGACACCAAAUUCUUCCCUGGAUUGGGUCUGGCUUUGGCUUUUCACGAUGGCAGCGUUCACAUUGUUCAUCGCCUGUCCUUGCAAAUGAUGGCCGUCUUCUAUGGCUCUUCCUCCCAGCGCCCAGUGGACGAGCAGACUAUCAAAAGGCAGCGAACCGCUGGGCCCCUGGUUCACUUCAAAGCCAUGCAGCUCUCCUGGACGUCUCUGGCCUUGGCUGGCAUUGAUAGUCAUGGGAAGCUGAGCAUGCUUCGCAUCUCCCCCUCCAUGGGCCACGUGCUGGACAUGAACAUGUCCCUGCGUCACUUGCUGUUCCUGUUGGAGUAUUGCAUGGUGACUGGCUACGACUGGUGGGACAUCCUGCUCCACGUCCAACCCAGCAUGGUCCAGAACCUGGUGGAGAAGCUGCAUGAAGAGUAUAUGCGCCAGAAUGCGGCCCUGCAGCAGGUCCUCUCCACGCGCAUUGUCGCCAUGAAGGCAUCUCUCUGCAAGCUCUCCUCCAGCACGAUAGCCCGUGUGUGUGACUACCAUGCGAAGCUGUUCCUGAUCGCCAUUAGCUGCACCUUGAAAUCGCUGCUACGCCCACACUUGCUGAACACCCCGGACAAGAGUCCCGGGGACCGACUCACCGAGAUCUGCUCCAAGAUCACAGAUAUAGACAUUGACAAGGUGAUGAUUAACCUGAAGACAGAAGAAUUUGUCCUGGAGAUGACCACGUUGCAGUCCCUGCAGCAGCUCAUCCAGUGGGUGGGAGAUUUUGUGCUCUAUCUGCUGGCCAGCCUUCCUAACCAGGGCUCGCCUGUGCGGCCAGGACACAGCUUUCUGCGAGACGGAGCGUCCUUGGGCAUGUUCAGGGAGCUGAUGGUGGUGAUUCGUAUCUGGGGACUGUUGAAGCCAAGCUGCCUCCCCGUCUACACAGCAACCUCCGACACCCAGGACAGCAUGUCCCUCCUCUUCAGGCUCCUAACUAAACUCUGGCUGUGCUGUCGUGAGGAAAAUCACAUAACGGAGCCAGAUGACACCCUGAUAGACGAAUGUUGCCUCCUGCCCAGCCAGUUGCUCAUUCCCAAUAUUGACUGGUUGCCCAUCAACGAUGGCAUUAUCAGCAAGCUGCAGAACAAACAGCUUGUCCGGCUGCAGUUCGGGAAAGCUCCUGGGCUCGUUGGUCACACUGUCUCUUCCCAGUUUGACGCCUUUGUCAGGGCACCUGGACAGCCCAAAAUUGAUCACCUGAGGCGGCUUCACUUAGGAGCGUACCCAACAGAGGAAUGCAAGUCCUGUACCAGGUGUGGCUGCGUUACGAUGCUGAAAUCGCCAAACAAAGUCACAGCGGUGAAACAGUGGGAGCAGCGCUGGAUCAAGAACUGCUUGUGUGGGGGGCUGUGGAGGAGGAUGCCCCUCAGCUAUUCCUGAGCGCGCCGUCGGUGGGGCACAGCGGGCGCCGAGCAGAAGCGCUGCUCGGGGCUUCCUUCCUCGGAGGUGUUUGGGACAAAGGAACGGCAGAUCUUCUCCCGAGCUCUCCGAAAGCGUCGUCCUGAUGCUGCCCGUGAGACGGUGCCAAGCAGCUGACCGCAGUGCUGCUGCUUUUCUUGCAUUGGUCUUUCUGCCGUACAAAAGAGGGGAGGGAGCUCUUCCUCUUUUGCAGGGAAGAGCUAGAAGGGAAUGCCAGAGGUUUCCCUGCCAAUGCCAGCUGGGGCCAAGGAGGAGAGCGCCCUGCUGCGUUUGUGUCUCUGGGCUGAGCGGGCGGAGUGGCUGGGCCCCGGCGUAAGCCCUUGCCUGGGCAGGGAGCGGUGGCUGGGGGUGAACAGGCGAAGUCCCCAGUGAAAGGGGAGCAAAUACGUGGUACCUCAUGUUCGUCCUUUGCUACAGGCUGCUUGGGAACGGCAGCGUGGGCUGGGUACUCCCUGUUUCCCUGUGCUUCUCCAUCCUUUGAGUAAACUUGCCCCUCUGAUGAGAGACUUCAUCAUCGUACCUAUCUGUUUUAACGGAGCAAUUUCUUCCCCCUCCAGAGCAGCAGGAACACGAGAGUGUUGCUGCCUGGAGCAAACCCCCCUGUUUGGCUCUCACCAAACCAGCAGCUCUUUUGUAAAUAAAAGUUCCCUUAAUU
Messenger RNA from Gymnogyps californianus (California condor), 3284 nucleotides. RefSeq names its product mediator complex subunit 16 (gene MED16). Gene Ontology annotation, biological process: positive regulation of DNA-templated transcription. Gene Ontology annotation, cellular component: mediator complex. The coding region runs from base 98 to 2590 and encodes 830 amino acids. The transcript has 15 exons. The record is from RefSeq and is a predicted model, not a curated record. NCBI's taxonomy places the organism in Eukaryota, Metazoa, Chordata, Aves, Accipitriformes, Cathartidae. Gene Ontology annotation, molecular function: protein binding.